Messenger RNA from Perognathus longimembris pacificus (Pacific pocket mouse), 1089 nucleotides. It is a transcript of the gene Vamp7, whose product is annotated as vesicle associated membrane protein 7. Gene Ontology annotation, molecular function: SNARE binding; SNAP receptor activity. Gene Ontology annotation, biological process: vesicle fusion; exocytosis. NCBI's taxonomy places the organism in Eukaryota, Metazoa, Chordata, Mammalia, Rodentia, Heteromyidae. The transcript is spliced from 9 exons. The record is from RefSeq and is a predicted model, not a curated record. Bases 236 to 898 code for a protein of 220 amino acids. Gene Ontology annotation, cellular component: SNARE complex; membrane.
GGGCGCUUUAUGCGGAAGUCAGCCUGUUCAGUUCUGUCCUCCUCUGGGUGAGCGCUGCUGGCGACCCUGGGCCGAUCAGUGACCCUCGUUCACGAGCCCGUGUGCCCUCAGAGUGUGCCUGGACAGAGAAUUCCAGAAAGAAGACUCUGGUGACCCAGCCUUGGAGAACAACAUUUAAACAGGAAUGCUGAAGAGAUCUUAAGAGGAAUACAGCUGAAGAGGCAAUUCUGAAGCCAUGGCCAUUCUUUUUGCUGUUGUGGCCCGGGGAACCACUAUCCUGGCCAAACAUGCUUGGUGUGGAGGAAACUUCCUGGAGGUGACAGAGCAGAUUCUGGCUAAGAUACCUUCUGAAAAUAACAAACUAACGUACUCACAUGGCAAUUAUUUGUUUCAUUACAUCUGCCAAGACAGGAUUGUAUAUCUUUGUAUCACUGAUGAUGAUUUUGAACGUUCCAGAGCCUUCAAUUUUCUGAAUGAAGUAAAGAAAAGGUUUCAGACUACUUAUGGCUCAAGAGCACAGACAGCACUUCCAUAUGCCAUGAAUAGUGAGUUCUCAAGUGUUUUGGCUGCACAAUUGAAGCAUCACUCUGAGAAUAAGGGAGUAGACAGAGUGAUGGAGACUCAAGCUCAAGUGGAUGAACUGAAAGGAAUCAUGGUCAGAAACAUAGAUCUGGUUGCUCAGCGGGGGGAAAGAUUGGAAUUAUUGAUAGACAAAACAGAAAAUCUUGUGGAUUCAUCUGUUACCUUCAAAACUACCAGCAGAAAUCUUGCCAGAGCCAUGUGUAUGAAGAAUAUCAAGCUCACUAUCAUCAUCAUCAUCGUAUCAAUUGUCUUCAUCUAUAUCAUUGUGUCACCUCUCUGUGGUGGAUUUACAUGGCCAUACUGUGUGAAGAAGUAAAGAAGUUGUUAACCAAGGAUAAGAAGGAAAAAAUAGCUAAAAGUAAUUCAUGUAACUCAGGCUUUGCAGUACUUACAAAAAGUGUCUGCCAGUUGCUUCAACCCUCUUUUCAUUUUUUAAAAUAAUGUUUGUCCUAACAGUUUAUUCCAGUGCACUUCAGAUCGAACCAUUGAUUACAUCUUUAAAAAGGC